AUGGGGUCGUCCACCCAAUUGGGGUAUGCCGCUGAGCUGCCCAAGACUCUCAGUAUGAUGAGUAUUCUCGGCAUGUCUUUUGCAAUUAUGGCUGUUCCCUUUGGUCUGUCCACAACAUUCUACAUCACCCUUGUCAACGGACAAGCCGUCACCAUCAUCUGGGGUUGGGUCUUGGUCUCCUUGAUCUCUCUCAGCAUUGCCGCGUCACUAGCCGAAAUUUGCGCCGUCUAUCCAACGGCUGGAGGUGUCUAUUACUGGUCUGCGAUCCUCAGUACUCCCAAAUAUGCACCGGCCGUUAGCUUCAUUGAUGGUUGGAUGACAUUGGUUGGCAACUGGACUGUUACCCUGUCCAUCAACUUUUCAGGCGCCCAGUUGAUUCUCAGUGCCAUCACGAUUUUCAACGAAGACUUUGUCCCUAACGAAUGGCAAACUGUCCUCUGUUUCUGGGCUGUCAUGUUGGUUGCCGCUCUUAUCAACGCGUUCGGAUCCAAGUAUCUCGACCUCUUCAACAAGCUGUGUAUCUACUGGACCGGAGCCAGCGUCGUCAUCAUCCUCGUUACACUUCUCGUCAUGGCAGACACCAGGAGAUCCGCCGAUUUUGUCUUUGGUCACUUUGACGCGUCUGCUAGUGGAUGGCCAGGUGGUUGGUCUUUCUUUGUUGGACUGCUCCAAGCUGCGUACACUCUUACAGGAUACGGAAUGGUCGCCGCCAUGUGCGAAGAAGUCCAAAACCCCGAACGCGAAGUACCCAAGGCCAUGGUCCUAUCCGUCGUCGCAGCCGGCCUCACCGGAGUUGUAUAUCUCGUCCCCGUCCUCUUCGUUCUCCCCGAUGUUACCGCCCUCCUCGCCAGCAGCCAACCGAUCGGACUACUCUUCAAGACUGUUACAGGUUCUGCAGCUGGAGGCUUUGGCCUGCUCUUCUUGAUUCUCGGAAUCUGGCUCUUUGCUGGCGUCGGUGCUCUCACUGCUGCCUCUCGUUGCACGUAUGCCUUUGCCCGAGAUGGUGGAAUUCCCGGAAACCUGUGGGCCAAGGUCAACAAGACUCUCGAUGUCCCUCUUUGGGCUAUCAUCCUUUCCACCGCCGUCGAUUGUCUGCUGGGAUGCAUCUACUUCGGCUCUUCUGCCGCUUUUGGCUCAUUCACCGGUGUCGCGACCAUCUGCCUUUCGGCUUCAUAUUGUGUCCCUAUCCUGGUCAGCGUGGUUCGAGGACGACAAGCUGUGCGAUCUUCCCCGUUCCCCCUCGGCAAGCUGGGUUACGUCUUGAACUACAUCAGUCUCGUUUGGAUCUGCCUCGCCGUUGUUAUCUUCUGCAUGCCCGUCUCGUUGCCGGUCACGCCUUCAUCAAUGAACUACGCUAGCGUUGUUUUUGCUGGAUUCGGAGCCAUCAGUGGUGUUUGGUACAUUGUUUAUGCUAGAAAGCACUUCAAGGGCCCGAUUAUUAUGGAUAUGGCACGAGAAGGGGUUGAACAUCUCUGA
Fusarium vanettenii 77-13-4 is the source of this 1476-nucleotide messenger RNA. RefSeq lists its product as uncharacterized. Gene Ontology annotation, molecular function: transmembrane transporter activity. Gene Ontology annotation, cellular component: membrane. The record is from RefSeq and is a predicted model, not a curated record. Lineage: Eukaryota; Fungi; Ascomycota; Sordariomycetes; Hypocreales; Nectriaceae. Gene Ontology annotation, biological process: transmembrane transport. The transcript has 3 exons. Bases 1 to 1476 code for a protein of 491 amino acids.